This is a messenger RNA of Bombyx mori (domestic silkworm), 1433 nucleotides long. RefSeq lists its product as uncharacterized. The record is from RefSeq and is a predicted model, not a curated record. The transcript is spliced from 8 exons. Bases 273 to 1382 code for a protein of 369 amino acids. NCBI's taxonomy places the organism in Eukaryota, Metazoa, Arthropoda, Insecta, Lepidoptera, Bombycidae.
CGUGGCAACCGCGCGCGUGCCCCUCCGUAAGGCAAUCACACGCGGUUUGUAGCAAAAAAAAAAAAACGCACGCUACAGGUGCCUACACGUACCACCCUCGCACAUGAUAAAUAGUCUUGUUUUUUCCUCGACGCUGCGCCCUACGAAUCGAGUGGCAUGCAGCGACGAGGAUUAGUUUGCGAAAUAAAUGAGUGUGUAAAAUGUUGUUGAAUACGUUGUGAUAAUAAAGUUUUAAUAAUUAAUAACUGUUGACGAGUGAUGUUGUGAAAGCGAUGGAGAAGCUCCGGAUGCCGUCUUCGUGGCGGAUUUGGACUCUCCUACUGUUCUGCGUUUCAAAAGAAGGGAACGGUCACGCCACUGACGUGGACGUGCGGCUUACAGCUCCCAGCUGGGUCGCACGAGGGGGCUCUGCGACUCUUCGCUGCCUCCACCAGGUUCCACCCCAGCUCCUCUACAAAGUGGAAUUCCUCACAUCAGAAGCUAAACUCCUGCAGUAUGUGCGAGAAAGAGUCCCUCCUUUUACCAACUACAGUUUUCCUGGUGGAAGAAUUAAUAUGUCCCUGGCAACGGAAAACUCGAUUACAAUUGAGAAUCUAGAGCCUUCAGCGUCCGGCCUCUACUGGUGUGAAGUGUCUCUAGAGACCCCAAUCUUCACAGCUGCCUCGCCUCCUCACCGUCUGACUGUUGUCUAUGCCCAAAAACAUCCUCCCAUUAUAACCUUCGGGAAACCAGACGUUGUCGUCGGAGGACUGCUUCGUGCAAAUUGCACCAGCGCUCCGGCAGCUCCCGCUCCAAAACUGACAUGGUACAUCGACAAUGAAAAGGUUCCGGAAGACUCCAUCAAAUUCUUCUCUUACCGUGUCUCAAGCUCCACCAGGACCAAGGGAGGUGGUGGCUACCGGCACCGGAAGCACCAACAUAGAUAUAUAGCUCCCGAGUUUAACUACACCGCCAAAUACUGGGCUUUGAUUAGCGAAACAACAGCAUCACCGCCCUUGAAUCUGACAAAACACCACAAGUGUACUCUCAAAGAGGCCCAAACCGAGGAAAUGGCGAAGAUGCAAGAGAAACCUCGUCCUCCGCCCGUCGUGCCAAUAUCGCUCUGGGUGUCAAUCGCAGAGCUACGUGCUCCAGCGCACGGUAGACUCCAGCUGACCUGCACAGCAACCAUACCUGACGAAGUGGGACCUGGUGAGAAGUACGCUGAUAUUAAGAAGCAAACUGUUACCGUGGCUGUCAACGAGUUGAGUGUGAAACGUCCACACUCUGAGACGAGCCAAGCCAACGCCACUGCCAACUAUAUACAAGGCCACCACCCACUCUGGCUUCUUGGCUACGGACUUCUACUUCGCAAACUUUCAUUGCGAUUCCGACUAAACUAAAUCAAUGAAACUAGAUUUACACUUUCCCCGGAGGACGUCUUGCUCCAAAUA